Messenger RNA from Paramecium tetraurelia, 315 nucleotides. RefSeq lists its product as uncharacterized. Lineage: Eukaryota; Ciliophora; Oligohymenophorea; Peniculida; Parameciidae. The record is from RefSeq and is a predicted model, not a curated record. The transcript has 2 exons.
AUGUUUAGAUUAAGUAUCUUACACCCAUUCAUCAAGUGUAUUAUAUACUGGCCUAAUGUUUGGCUGAAUUUAUCUCCAAAAAUAUAAUUCUCCAUGUAUUAACACUUAAUACUGCCUAAAAGUUGCACUCAAAAAAGUGUUAAAGCAAAAAAAUUGAAUCUGUUUGAGAAAUCCAUUAAAUUAUUGGAUUCAUCCCUUUCACACCUACAUAAUCAUUACAAUGCAAUAAACUUCCUGAUAGGAAUGGUUGAUUAAUGUAUCGAAUUACGUUUCCCUAAACCAUAGAUAUUUUAAGCCUUUCAUCAAAUUGAUUGA